Messenger RNA from Impatiens glandulifera, 1248 nucleotides. RefSeq names its product F-box protein At3g07870-like. The record is from RefSeq and is a predicted model, not a curated record. Lineage: Eukaryota; Viridiplantae; Streptophyta; Magnoliopsida; Ericales; Balsaminaceae. The transcript has a single exon. The coding region runs from base 1 to 1248 and encodes 415 amino acids. Gene Ontology annotation, molecular function: protein binding.
AUGACAGACAGUCGUUUUAUUCCUGAAGAUCUCAUAUUGAAUAUUAUUUUAAGGUUGCCGGUUCAAUAUGUUAUAGUAUGUAGAUCAGUUUGCAAAAAAUGGAACUUUAUGCUAAGAAGUCAUAAUUUUAUUUCUCUAUAUGAUAACUACCGAGCAUGUAGAAAAGAAAACUAUAAGGAGAAUGGAUCAUCUUUCAUCCUCCUUCGAUUCGAUACAGAAUUGUACAAGGGAUAUACCAACUCCAUGCUUCCUCAUCAAUUCCCUGAUGUCUUGAUUUCAUUUCUUACAGUAAAGAAAAAGUGCAACGAACUAAUAGCCACGGUUGAUAAAGAGAGAAAAGCUGAUGUCCCCUUCUCAUCAGCAAUGAUUACAAACUUGAGAAGAUCUUAUCACUCUCAUUCAUUUAGGUUAAACAAUGUUUAUAACGGAAUUAUAUGUAUGUCGAAUGAGAUGGACAUAGUUUUGGUUAACCCCUCGACUAGAGAAUCUCAAAGGUUACCUUUCUCACCCUUUUCAUACCCAGAUGCUGACUUGACCGAUUCUUAUGUUUUGGGUGUUUGGUUUGAUCAUCAUCAGUCCAAUUCAAAUCUGCCUCCUCAAGGAUCCCUAAAACAUUACAAAGUUUUUAGGGCGGUUAUUCUCCUUACCGGACAACUUUAUCAUUAUUAUGACGAAUUUGAAGACAUAAAUAUAGUGUUUGAGAUAUAUGAUUCUAGGGAGAAUUGUUGGAGGAAAAGCAAGACAAUGUGUGAAUAUAUGAGUAGUUGGAACCACUUGUUAUUCAAUGGAGUUUUUCACUUACCUAUUGUUGACAAGCAUAAUUCAUUGAUCACAUUGGAUGCAAAAUCAGAAAUGUUGGGAAGCCUUCCAUUGCCAUCUGAAAUCAAUCUUAUGUUUAACAACGCAGUACCCUUGUAUAAUCUUAGGGGAUCUCUAGCCUUGUUAGUAGAUAUUCCAACCAGUCUUACCGAUAUAUGGUUGAUGAAUGAAUAUGGGGUCAAACAAUCAUGGACAAAGCAAUACACUAUAGAAUUUGAUGUUACCUUGAAUCAACUUCAGUGUAGGCCGAUAACGUUUUGGAAAUACAUGGACAAGGAAGAGGAGGAGGAUGAGUUGUUCCUUCAAAAUACUGAUGGAAAACUCGUCUCUAUUAACCUUGUUACUAAGAAAAUUACAAAUUUUGAAUUGUAUGGUAUUCCCAAUUCAAUGAUGAUUGUACCUUAUAUUGAAACAUUACUUCCUCUAUAG